Messenger RNA from Cylicostephanus goldi, 444 nucleotides. NCBI's taxonomy places the organism in Eukaryota, Metazoa, Nematoda, Chromadorea, Rhabditida, Strongylidae. The record is from the annotation of a GenBank genome assembly.
GUGUAUCCCUCACCAAGCAGAAGACGCAUGGAUAGUAAAGGAAGUAGUGAGGAAAUCACCUACCCGAAACUCUACUUUGCCAUAGAUGGUUUUGAAGAGGUCUUUCAAGACAUCGUAGUACGAGAUGGUGAAUGUGUCUGUGUGGAACUUGUUGCACGCGAUAGGCAGAAGACACGGGAAGCUGUUGUGUUUCUUGGAUCGAUAAGAUAUGACAUCUUGAAGCAAGUUUAUGACGCAAAGGCUUCGUCAACUUGGCAUUGGGCUCAAAAUUUGGUCAAGCAAGGAGGAAGGCGUCAAGAGUUUGUGGGCAUGAGAGGACCACAUAAAAAGGGAUAUGCUGAAAUGGCUGUCGCCCGUGUACCGAACUGUGGCUACGAAACUCCUCUUACAGAAAAUAACAUGGAUUUUCUUGAGUUAGCAAAUGUGAGGUUGGGUACACUUUAA